Messenger RNA from Stegostoma tigrinum, 3273 nucleotides. RefSeq names its product dynein axonemal intermediate chain 4 (gene dnai4). Gene Ontology annotation, molecular function: dynein heavy chain binding; dynein light chain binding. Gene Ontology annotation, cellular component: axonemal dynein complex. Gene Ontology annotation, biological process: cilium movement. Lineage: Eukaryota; Metazoa; Chordata; Chondrichthyes; Orectolobiformes; Stegostomatidae. The record is from RefSeq and is a predicted model, not a curated record. Bases 292 to 2727 code for a protein of 811 amino acids. The transcript has 18 exons.
CCCAUGCCUAUUUGCAAACAGAUUUUCUAGUCUGGAGUCAAAAUCGUUUUUAAAAUGCCUCCGUAAGGUUACAAUAAGUGUAAAUGUAUUUUCUUUGAGAAGUGACCAAUCGCAUCCCGGUUUCUUACAAGGUCGGGCACUGCGUCGUAUCUCCUGGUAACGACCGUGCCCCUGACAACAGCGCCGUCUCUUAGGAACAGAGCAAGCGGCUUCCAGGACCAGCGGGCACUUUUACAUCCAUCCUGUUUCUACCCAGCCCAGCAAGACUAUUGGAGUCACCGGAAAAUCACAAUGAAGAAACAAACUCCCUCAUUGACGUCAUCCAAAAUGGGAGCAAGCAUGAAAAAAUUUCCCAGUCGUCAAAGUGUGGGGAACUUCAGCAGACACAGCCAGAAAAGCUCUUUUAGUUUUAUGGGUUCAACUAGUCGUCAAAGGGUGAAUUUACAAGGAGAGAAGAUCCUGGAUAGAAGCUACAUUGCAGGAGGAAAAUACCCUGUACAGGUGUUCGAUGAGACUGGAAAAGAUGUGACUCCUCACUCCCUUGUUGUAUUUGACACUGCUUUUACACAAAGCAGGCAAAAUAAAAUUUUCAUCUCUCAGGACUUAGCCUCAUCUGACCAUAUUGUCGGUGGUACAAUGUACCAGACAAUUGCAAAUGCUAGUUAUGCCGGACCUUUUACCAGGUCCACCUAUGAAAGUGCUAGUGUCUCUCGAUCAAGUCGUAACUUUUCCGAUUCAUUGGAAGAUAUUGGAGAAUCUGGUGUUCAACAUGAAAUUCCAGGUUUACAAUAUGUACAAAUCCGAAGAGAAGAUGUACGAGAACAACUAAGUGAAGAUGAUCUAAACAAGAUUGUAGAUGUGCAGUUGACAGAGACUGAAACAUUUACGCUUCUUGAUCUUCCUGUUGAAGUGAUUUCAGUGGAUUCAGCAGAAGCAGAAGCAGUCAAGUUACGAAACCAACUGUAUAUUGAACUCUGCAAAGAGCGAGCUGGCAAUGAUCGCUACAUUGAAAGGGUGGCACAGACCUUCAGCGGAGCACGAAAAACCAAAGAGGUUCAGUGUGACAAAAUUAACACUCAAGAAGCAGGUGUUAUGGCGACAAUAUGGGACAUGUAUGAUAGCUUUAAAGAAGGAGAAGUGCAUGAAGAUAUUUCCCUUGAUCAAUUAAAUCAGCAAAAGGAUUUGUCACAAAUUAAUUUUGACAAAACCGUCCUUCGAACUUUAUCAGCUCUAAGUUCAAUAGGAUUAGAAAGUCGAUCCUCUACUUCACCAGAGUCGGACAGUAUUGUCACUAUUCAAGGUGCUGAUGAAUUAGACCAUGAACCAGAAGAACUUCUGAAAAAUGAGAAACUAAAGCAUGAUUUAUUCAUUAUGGAACGUGUCAUUAUGGAGAACAUUUUCCAACCAAAACUCGCUGCUUAUCGCCAACUGCCAAUAUUACCUGAUCCAGAUGGUACAACUAAUGGUGAGGAAGAGGUGGUGGAUAGCAUAAUGCUGUUGGAUAUCAUGAGUCCAAGAUUGCAACUAUUAUGGUCUUUUACCUGUUAUCUCACCAAGGGACGUAAUGUUAGCUGCAUGGUUUGGAAUAAACACAACGUGGACCUAUUGGCAGUAGGUUAUGGAGAAUUUGGAUAUAAGGAACAGAGAGGGGGACUGAUUUGCUGUUGGUCGCUGAAAAAUCCCAUGUGGCCUGAGCGCAUCUAUAAUUGUGAAAGUGGUGUUACUGCUCUGGAGUUCUCUUCAGAUAGCCCUAACCUGCUGGCAGUAGGCCACUAUGAUGGAACUGUAGCAAUCUACAACAUCCGCAACCCUGAAAAUGGGCUAGUUCUGGACAGCAGUAAUGAUCUGAAUAAGCACAUUGGCCCAGUCUGGCAGCUGAAAUGGACGGAACAGGACAGAAAUUCCAAAGGGGAUGAAAAGGAAGGGACCUUGAUCUCCAUAGCUGCAGAUGGCAGAGUUGCCAAAUGGACUCUUGCGAAAGGACUGGAAUCAUCAGAUUUAAUGAGGAUAAAACGAACAGGAAUGCAGACAUCUAAGAAAGUGGCUACUGAUAAAGAAAAGAAAAGUGAAGCCUCCAUUUCUCGCCACGCAGCAGGAAUGUGUUUCUCCUUCCACCCAAGGGAAGCUAAUAUUUACCUGGCUGGCACAGAAGAGGGUUAUAUUCAUAAAUGCUCGUACUCCUACAAUGAACAGUUCCUAGAAACUUAUGGAGCCCACAAGGGGCCAGUAUAUAAAGUAACAUGGUCGCCAUUUUCUGUAGACACUUUUCUAAGCUGCUCUGCUGAUUGGUCUAUUCAUGUAUGGAGCCAGGAAAUCCUAAGGCCCAUUCUCCGCUUUUCUUCGACUAUCACAAAGGCUGUGCAUGACAUCAUGUGGUCGCCAAAGUCUGCCACUGUGUUUGGAGCUGUGAAUGAGGACAGAGUGGAAAUCUGGGACCUUGCUGUCAGCAUAUUGGAUCCUGUUAUUAUCUGCCCAGCUAGUGAAGAAUCAAGUUUGUCCACCAUACUGUUUGCUAAUAAUACAGACUGUGUUCUUGUUGGUGACAGCAAUGGAGAGGUUAUUAUAUAUGAGCUCCUUAAUAUGCCCCUGGUGGAAGAUUCUUUGACUGUGCUCGAUGGCAUCAUUACAACCACAUUGGCCAGCCAAGUUAUGAGCAGUUCUUACAAAGAUUCAUCAGAAGAGCCAACUACCCCUGCGACUAAUAUUUGUGAUACAGUGUUACCUUAGACUGUAGCAGCAGAUGAUUCAUGCAUGGAAGGUGUGACCACUGAGCCCAAUUCUAUCUUCUUCAAUAUCGACAUGUAUUCACGUUAUGAUUAAUGGAUCAGAAGAUGGAUGCCACAGGACGUUUUUCUUCAUUUCAUUGCCCAGGGAUGCUUUGUAUCCAAAUUACUGCCCUGGCUGAGAUUAACUCAACACAAGUUUUCUCACUGAGAGUUGAAAGAAUUAAAAAUAUUCAAUAUAUGUUCAAAUUAUAAGACUCUGGUCAAAUAUUUUGCACCAAGUGUUUUUUUUUAUAGUUUGUACAAUCAUAUCGAACUACUUUGGUAAAACAAAUUUAUCACCGGUGAAGUCAAAAAGAAAUCCAUCAAGGCCUGAAUGGAACUGUCCUGGCAAUAAAUUUACUUGUCUUGUAUAAAGUCUUCAAGGUUUUCAUUUCAAGCAGAUUUCUAGAUUUAAAAUGAUGAUAUCAUUGUAUAAUUUCAAAGUAAAAUUUUAACUUGGUAAAAUAUUAACAUAUACCACUUUAAAUAUGUUGAAAGAAAUAAUUUC